AACAACAACACAGUCGAGUUCCAGCAACGCUCCGGCCAAGUUGUUCAAGCGCGUGAGCCUCAAAAACAAAAGCCAACCGCCUUCCUUAUCGCUUUCACUUUGAGAAUCCAUUGAAAUAAUUGACCAGUGUGGAAAAAAGGAUUAUUGAAUUACAAAUUUAUGAAAGCCCGUUAAUAAGGAAAUUGUUUUCGAAAAACUCGUUAGGCCUGUAAGCUCGCACAGUAUGCGGGACUCGGUGUAGAGCAAAUUGCGCAUACGCCACGUUGGACCAUCAAAGGAUUUCGCAAACAUAUUGUUGCGGAAAAUUGCAUGCCGCGAUUUGAAUAACAAAAUUGUUUGCUCACAUUAUUGCAAAUAAUCAAAGGCCGGAGCAAUGGACAUUGUCAUACGUGAGGAGGACAUUUCCCUGGCCCAGAUUGGCGUCUACGCCUCGGUGUCCUUUCUGGUGGUCUCUGCAGUGGGGGCCGCCCUCUACACCACCUGCUCGAAGCGCUACCGCCUGAACUGGUUCGAGCAGAAUCUCUUGGAGUCGGCCAACGAAAAGGACGAGGACCAACAGAGGGAGGCUCUGGUUGCCGGUGCCGUGGGCUACAAUGUGGACAACGUGAACGAGGUGCCGCGUGGGAAAUUCGGGCCUGGAAACGGCGGAAACCUCAGUCCCACCUCCCUCAAGAGCGAGGACAACGACCCGGCCUUCUGGGUACCGGCCUCGGUCACCUCCACCUCGGCCAUCCAGCAACAGGUGUCGAACACCACCGAAGAGUCCGCCCCACCCACACCCACCUCGCCCACCGGCAGCCUCAAGUCGAACACUCUCUCCUACUGCUCAACCGCCUCGGUUCCCAUUGCCCGAUCCGACAAGCAUGUAGUCCUGGCCAUGCACCCGGGUCGUCCGCGAGUGUCCUCGAUGAAUGCCAAACUGGAUCACACCAAAAUCGAUAUGACCCUGUACAGGAGCCACUCCCAGCCAAAGACCAUAAACCCUGUGACCAUCAAUGAAGUUAGGGGCGAUCUCCACGUGAGUAUUGGCUACGACCCCGUAGGAGGUCUUCUAAAUGUUAGGUUAUUGGAGGCCCAGAACCUACAGCCCAGGCAGUUUAGUGGCACUGCAGAUCCCUAUGCCAAGGUCCGACUUCUGCCCGACAAGAAGAACUUUUGGCAAACGCGCAUUCACAAGAAGACUCUGAAUCCAGUAUUCGAUGAGCAGUUUGUUUUCGAGGUUACCGCCGGAGUUGUAGACAAGCGAACUGUGGAAAUCCUACUCUACGAUUUCGACGCCUAUUCCCGACACGUUUGCAUUGGGGGAAGCAAAAUCCACCUGGCCAACCUGGACUUGAGUGAGCAGGUGAAGCUAUGGACGCCGUUGAGCUCCGCUUCGGCCCAGGACAUGAAGGUGGACCUCGGCGAUAUAAUGGUGUCUCUGGCUUACUUGCCUUCGGCAGAACGGUUGAUGGUGGUGCUGAUCAAGGCCCGGAACCUCAGGAUUGUGGACGAUGCCCGAAACUCAUCAGAUCCGUAUGUAAAGGUGACUCUCCUAGGACCCGGAGGUAAGAAGAUGAAGAAGCGCAAGACAGGCGUUCAGAGAGGAACCUUGAAUCCGGUUUACAAUGAAGCACUGGCCUUCGAUGUGGGAAAGGAAACACUGAAGAAUUGUGUCCUGGAGUUUUCUGUAGUCCACGAUGGUUUAUUGGGUUCAAGUGAGAUUUUGGGACGCGCCAUCAUUGGAAAUUCACCGGAAGUGCGCACCGAGGAGAAAAUAUUUUUCGAGGAAAUUUUCCGGGCCAAGAACGCAACAGCUCAAUGGGUUCCACUCCAAGAGCCCGCAACCAACUUGGCCACUACAGCCAAGUCCACAACCAGCCGGAACUAGCUUCCACAGUUGUCGGCGGCGCUUGGUUCUUGUCUCAAAUAACAUGGCGGUGGAGGGUGUCUUGGCCAAAUGAAAAAUACGGUUACGCGAAAUACCUGAUGUAGAAAUUGGUAAAAGAAUUACCACAUAUAUGUAUUGGCGGAUAUAAAUCCUUUUGAACAAAUCAGAAUAGUAAGCCGAGUAUGAGGAUAUCAAAAUCAUAAACAGUUCACAACAUAACUCAGUAUUCGGCAUCGUACUUGAAAAAAACCUCAUUCACUCAUAUACUGGAAUAAGGGAACUUGCAGGGAUAAGUUUUAAGCUGGAAGGAUCGAGGGAGAAUGAAACCCAAAGAAAACAAACUACUUGAAACAACUUGAAUAUCACAGUGAAUGUGCUUUGUAUUGCAUCAAUUAAUCAGAAAUAUAUAUAUUUAUUAUUCCCUAUAUGUGUCAAAAUGUCAAGAAGUACCUAAAACACAAAUACCUACUGAGAAGAUGAACAAAUCAAUUAUAAUGUUAAUUUAAUAAUUUUUGUAGGCGAAGGUUUCAGGGCAAAGCGGGCACAACACAGAAGCAUUCUAUUUAACUUUUGGCUUGGAAAACAUGUAUAACUGUGCACAGCAACGUAGAAGUAAUUUUUACCAAAUAAAGCUAUUCUUAUAUUAAUAUUAUAUCCCCUAUAAGUAGAAAAUGAUGAUUGUGUCUAUAUAGUAGAUCUGUAGUUAAACGCACUAUGUAUUCUAUAUUCGCAUACCAACUGUAUUAACUAUAUGCUAAAUAUGUAUCCAUGUCAAAUAAAGCCCUUAGAGAUCUUUGACUUUAAA
Molecule: messenger RNA, 2675 nt
Organism: Drosophila bipectinata
Lineage: Eukaryota; Metazoa; Arthropoda; Insecta; Diptera; Drosophilidae
Gene: Sytalpha
Product: Synaptotagmin alpha
Biological process (GO): calcium ion-regulated exocytosis of neurotransmitter; cellular response to calcium ion; regulation of dopamine secretion
Cellular component (GO): synaptic vesicle membrane; dense core granule; axon
Molecular function (GO): syntaxin binding; calcium-dependent phospholipid binding; phosphatidylserine binding
Source: RefSeq, a predicted model, not a curated record